AUGCCCCCCAACAUAUCGGGAUCCUCAAGGCCAAGCUCUCGCAAUCUGGAUCCUCCAAGACGGCCACUCAACAGAGGUGAAUCCCAUCCAGAUUUCUACCAGGACCGUAGCGAGCCGCCUGGAUCACUUCCUGAGCCACACAGAUACGCUCAAGUGUCUGCAGUGGAAUUGACAGAUCAGCUUUUUCACAUGCAUGACCAAGGAGCUGAAGUGUCACCCGCUGCUCAUAGCGAUACUUCUGCUUUGCCUGGUGGCGCCUUUCUGAGCAGUCGAACCCUCGGUAGCAGGGGAAAUGGAGAGCAUACUAGCCUUACUGCGCACUUCCCUGGCUUGGACCUUCCGUCCCGUCCGGUUUGCGAUUUUCUACUCGGAUCUUACUGGAGAUCGGUGCAUUGGUUCAUGAUACUCUUCCACCAUCCGUCAUUUGAACAGGAAUACAAACAGAUUCUUGACAAUCAAGCUGUGACUUCUCGACAGGAAGGCACGGCAGUCUUGAUUCUGAUGGUACUUGCGAUGGGCGCUAGAUACGCUUCUGACGAACAGAGCUCGAAAAUCGGGUGGUCAAGGUAUGAGCUGCUAUCACUGCAGGAAAAUAUGAUUAAACAAGUUCGAUUGCACUUUUUUGAUGUGCUUGACACCGGGGGGGUAGAAUGUGUGCAGUUGUGCAUCUUGCUCAGCACGUAUCAUCUAUACAACGGGAAACCGAACCUGGCAAUGCCAAUACUGGGCGCAGGGAUAAGAAGCGCCCAAGUACAAGGGUUACACAAAGAGAAUCUUUGGGGUCCUGCAACUGAAGUUGUUUUCGAGGUUCGCAAGAGAACAUGGUGGGCUCUAUACGUUCUCGACAGCUUUGCCUCAAUUACAUAUGGUCGGCCCCCGUUAAUCAAUGAUACUCAUUGUGCUGUGAGUAUGCCGCGAGAUAUGAACGACUGCUUGGCAGUUCACCCAUUAUUAAGCUCUACUGUGGAGCGUACUGCUCAUUCGCCCGGCCCUGCUACACUGGGUGCUUAUCAGCGGCACAAAUUUGAACUCUACACCACUGCUAGUUCCAUCAUCGGCAUUAUUUAUGAUCUCAACCAAUCAAAUUGGGAAAAUGCGGUGGAUCUGGCCUCGAAAAUAAAUACCAAACUGGUCGAAUGGUUUGACAGACUGCCUAUAGAACUGAAGCUCGAGAGCCAUGUUGAUCUGGACAUGUCAGACUUGACUGAACCUGAAGUUGAGGUCUGCCAGCUGUAUCAUCUUCAGGCGUUAGUUCUUCAACUGGCGUAUGAUAAUAUCCAAAUUAUCUUGCAUCGUCCAUUUCUUCGAUAUGCUCAGAACACCCAUGCAGCAGCAUACAUUGCGAUCCAGAAUUUUACCGCGGGUGUGACUUUGGGCAUGGUGGCUCUCUCCGACCCCGGAUCGGAACAAUCAUUGGAUGCUAAAAGAGGUGUCGCAAAUUCCAUCUCGCUGCAACAAACGCUUGCACAAUCAUCUGUCGUCCCAUCACAGACGGUCAGGGUUCUGGAAGGUUUGUUCCAGCUGAUUUUUAAACGUGAAAUGCAGACUUUACUUGGGGACUCGCGUUUUGAAAUAAGCAACCCAAGGCCGAGAGAUAGGCUGCAAACUCGAAAGUCUAACCGUGAAACAUAUGGGGGCUCUCAGCACUCUGACUUACACAACAACGGUCAUCUCAAUCAAGCUUCCGUGAACCAAGAUCAAGAGACCACGGAGCUUUUGUCAAGAAACAUUGGGCCCCAAAAUGCCUCUUGCACUCCUGAAACGAACACUGUGGUCAAUCCCGAUUUAGGGCAGGAUACUGCUGGUUCAACUUUUUACUCCGCCAUUGACGAAGCACUGGAGUCUGUACAGCAAGUACUAUGGGAGAACUCCGAUCCAAUUACGUACACAGGCAAUUAUGUUUCGCCUACGACCGGCCCGCACUUCAAUGCGUAUUCCAGACAGCAGCCUCCUACAACCGUGUUCCCGGAACUAGACAAUCCAUUGUCUUCUACAAGUCCGAUGGCUUCAAUGGCCGACCCUGCCAGUCAAGGACUCAAUACCCUUAACAACUCGCUUCUUGGUCAAGGUUGGAUAUGGAAUCCAACAGAUUUCUUUCAAUGA
This is a messenger RNA of Aspergillus affinis, 2103 nucleotides long. RefSeq names its product fungal specific transcription factor domain-containing protein. The record is from RefSeq and is a predicted model, not a curated record. Gene Ontology annotation, molecular function: RNA polymerase II cis-regulatory region sequence-specific DNA binding; zinc ion binding; DNA-binding transcription factor activity, RNA polymerase II-specific. The transcript has 5 exons. Gene Ontology annotation, biological process: DNA-templated transcription; positive regulation of transcription from RNA polymerase II promoter by galactose. Gene Ontology annotation, cellular component: nucleus. Lineage: Eukaryota; Fungi; Ascomycota; Eurotiomycetes; Eurotiales; Aspergillaceae. The coding region runs from base 1 to 2103 and encodes 700 amino acids.